This is a messenger RNA of Tarenaya hassleriana, 1863 nucleotides long. RefSeq names its product AAA-ATPase At1g43910-like. Lineage: Eukaryota; Viridiplantae; Streptophyta; Magnoliopsida; Brassicales; Cleomaceae. The coding region runs from base 71 to 1504 and encodes 477 amino acids. The record is from RefSeq and is a predicted model, not a curated record. Gene Ontology annotation, molecular function: ATP hydrolysis activity; ATP binding. The transcript has 3 exons.
CACUAAACUCUUCAUCAUCGUCUUCCUCUUCCUCUAAACUCAAAUCAUUUUAUUACAGAAAACAAAAAAGAUGGCGUCUUUAUACAACCAAGUUCCUUCGGUAUCUGCGAUCUUCUCUCUGUACACGUCUUUCUCCGCCAUCACGAUGCUUCUCCGAACGAUCUUGAACGAGAUCGUACCCAAGAGAAUCAGAGAAUACAUCGCGAUGAAGCUCGUGGAUGUCUUCUCCUCGUACUUCCAGUCGAAUUUCACCUUCGUGAUCGAGCAGAGGUGGGAGUUCGUCGAGAACCAGACGUUCCGUGCGGCGGAAGUUUACUUGCCGACACGUCUCGCCGGACUUUCCACCGGAAAACUUAUGGUAGGUUCGAGCAAUCUCAAGAAUCCGGCGGCUUCUCCGAAGCUCGGAAUACCCGUCGACACCAAGAUCGUGGACGAGUACGAAGGGAUUCGAGUGGCAUGGACUCUGCAUUCCGUGGAGACCAAGAAAUACCUGCCCGAGAAAAGGUACUUUCAUCUGACGUGUAAGAAAGAGCACCGCGACAAGAUCAUGAACGAGUACUUGCCUCACUUGGCGAAACUAGCAAGGGACAUCAUGAACAAACGAGAGAAUCUCAAGAUCUACACUUACAACCAAGACCGGUCCAAAUGGGAAGGCGCCGUUUUCGAACAUCACACGACCUUCGACACUCUCGCCAUUGAAACCCACUUCAAGAACCUCCUCUUGGAAGAUCUCGAUGCGUUUUCCCGCGGAAAAGACUUCUUCAAGAGCGUCGGUCGCUCGUGGAAACGGGGUUAUCUCCUCCACGGGCCUCCAGGGACGGGAAAAUCUUCCCUUGUAGCCGCCAUUGCUAAUCAUAUGAAGUAUCAUAUCUAUGAUCUGCAGAUUCAGAGCGUUAGGGACGAUGCUGAGCUGAGAGAGAUCCUCACAUCGACCAAGAACAGGUCUAUUCUGCUCAUUGAGGACAUUGAUUGUAGCGCCGACGUUUCACGCAAGCGGGAAAGCAUGAAUUCGGAGGAGAAAGCUGGUGAGGGUGACGGAGAAGAUCGCCGGAGGAAGCGCAAGAAGAAGUAUUUUGACGUUGGGGUUACACUGUCCGGUCUGCUAAACUUCGUGGACGGGUUAUGGUCGAGCUGUGGGGAAGAACGUAUCAUAAUCUUCACGACGAACCACAAAGACAAACUCGAUCCAGCACUGUUACGACCUGGAAGAAUGGACGUUCACAUUCUCAUGGACUAUUGCACUCCGUUCGUGUUCAGGAAACUCGCGGCUCUGUACCUCAAAACAGACGGCCACGAACUGUUCGAACCCAUCGAGAAGCUUCUUGUCGACGUGAAUGCAACUCCCGCCGAGGUGACGCAACAGCUAAUGGGCAGUAAGAAACCGGAGAUCGCUCUGAGAAAUCUCGUGGAGUUUCUUGAAGAGAAGAAGAUGAAGAAGGAAGAUGGUAAUAACAGAGAAGAAGGAGGAGGAGAGAUUGAAGUUGCCGAGAACGGACAAGGGUAGAAGCAUUAUUGCAUUAUGUGAAAGCUUAUUUAAGCUUUGUUGGGUGGUUCUUGUAUUUGGUUUUUAGGGUUUUUGUUUUUAUAUUUUCUGUGGGACGACAUGGGUUUCUGAUAUGAUAUCCGAGGAUGCAGAAUGUCAGCCGAGAACCUGUCCGCACUUGCCUUAAUCAUCUAGCUCUUCAAUAAGGAAAACUACAACAACCAACAUCAAGAAGGAAAGAUAUCAGCUCUUCAAUAUUCUGUAAAUAUGCUGAUUGAUCUCUUACCAAAGUCAUUGCUUAUAUAGACGUUAGAACUCUCCUACAUAUAUGUAUGCUCUGUUCGAUAUUAAUAAUAUACAAGCAGAAAAUUCUUUCUUCA